AUGAUAAUGAAGGAUGUGACUCAGUUAGGGUCUGUAAUGGCCGGUUUUAUGUUCAUGUGGGCAAUAUUCCAGCAAUGGUUUCCAGAAGAGCUUGGUAAUCAUAUUCAAAACUAUUUUCGAAGACUUGGAAGUUAUUUCUACCCUUAUAUCACCAUCACUUUUCCUGAAUACCAAUCGGGUGAGUUCAAACGAAGCAAGGCCUAUAUUGCAAUCGAACGAUACCUAGCCAUCAACUCCUCCGAUAGAGCUAAAAAGCUCAAAGCAAAUGUGAUUAAGGACGGAAAAUCUGUUGUCCUGAGCAUGGACGACUACGAAGAGGUCACAGAUGAGUUCGAAGGCAUAAAAAUCUGGUGGAGUUCGAGCAUAACCAUCUCGCAACAACGGUCUCUCUUUACUAACGAUGAUGGCGAGAAGCGAUCCUACAAGCUCACUUGCCAUCGUAAACACAAAGAGAUCAUCACCAAAGUCUACCUGCACCAUGUGCUUGAUGAAGGAAAGGCCAUUGUCAUGAAAAGCAGGCAACGAAAGCUCUAUACCAAUGGGAACAUGACCUCGUGGAGUCACAUCAUAUUCGAGCACCCUUCUACGUUUGAUACUCUUGCAAUGAACCCGGAAAAGAAGAAGGAUAUUUUGGAUGAUCUUAUGACAUUCAUCAAGUCCAAAGACUACUACAAGAAGGUGGGAAGGUCAUGGAAGCGAGGAUAUCUUCUUUAUGGUCCUCCUGGAACUGGAAAGUCUAGCAUGAUUGCUGCCAUGGCUAACCUUCUUGAUUACGAUAUCUAUGAUCUUGAAUUAACCUCCGUGAGUAAUAACACGGAUUUGAAGAAGCUACUCAUCGGCACAACAAGUAAGUCGAUAAUUGUGAUAGAGGAUAUCGACUGUUCACUUGAUCUCACUGGUCAAAGAAAGAAGAAGAAGGAGAAGGAGAAGAAGGAGAAAGAGAAGGAGAAGAAUCCGGUUCAGAAAAAGGAAAAGGAUAAGAAGAUAAAGGGUAGUGAAGUAACUUUGUCUGGGUUGUUGAACUUCAUUGAUGGGCUAUGGUCGGCUUGUGGUAGUGAAAGACUGAUCGUGUUCACUACAAACCACCUUGAAAAGCUUGACCCUGCUCUUAUUAGGAGAGGAAGAAUGGAUAAGCAUAUCGAGCUCUCCUUCUGUUGUUUCGAAACGUUUAAGGUGUUGGCCAAAAACUAUUUGGAUCUUGAAUCACAUGACUUGUUUUCACCCAUCAGUCGACUACUGGAGGAGACAAACAUGAGUCCAGCUGAUGUUGCCGAAAAUUUGAUGCCCAAAUCAUCUCAAGAGAAUGCCGAGAGUUGUUUAAACCACCUGAUCAAAGUUCUGACUAAUUCAAAAGAAGAAGCAAGGCUGAAAGCUGUGGAAGAUUCUAGGGUUAAAGCUUCCCAAUCAGAAUCAAGUGUUGUAGAAUCAAGCGAUGAAGAAUCAAGUGACGGAGAGGGUUGA
This is a messenger RNA of Lactuca virosa, 1461 nucleotides long. NCBI's taxonomy places the organism in Eukaryota, Viridiplantae, Streptophyta, Magnoliopsida, Asterales, Asteraceae. The record is from the annotation of a GenBank genome assembly.